Molecule: messenger RNA, 606 nt
Organism: Vanderwaltozyma polyspora DSM 70294
Lineage: Eukaryota; Fungi; Ascomycota; Saccharomycetes; Saccharomycetales; Saccharomycetaceae
Product: pyridoxal 5'-phosphate synthase
Exons: 1
Coding region: 1-606 (201 amino acids)
Cellular component (GO): cytoplasm; nucleus
Source: RefSeq, a predicted model, not a curated record
AUGUCUUGCACUCAGAAAUUUCCCAACCAUUUGAUUAAUUUAAUCAAGACUUCAAAAUAUGUGCAUUUAGCAACAUGUUCAAAGGAUUGUGUACCAUCGGUAUCUUUGAUGAAUUACACAUAUGUUCCAGCCGACAAGAGUUAUAAUCAUAAAGAAGGUCAAACCGAUGAUUACAUUAUAUUUGCUACCUGUGCUAAUACUGAAAAAUAUGAAAACAUCUUGGCUAAUCCAGCCGUUUCGUUGUUAUUUCAUGAUUGGAUUACUGCUAAUAAUUUAUCAGUAAGGAAAAAUAGUUUAUCACAAUCUGCUACUCCAGAUCCAACCACUUUACCAACUUCGACUAAGGGUUCUCAUCCAAGUAAAUUACUAAACUUGUUACAAGAGUUGAACCAAGCUGAAUUAAAUGAAAUGAGUGCAACUUUAAAGGGUAGAGCUGAAUUAAUUGCUCCAUCCACCGAAGAAUCUGCUUAUUACAAGAAACUAUUAUUGAGAACCAAUCCAGAUGCCGAUGUGUUUAUCUUAGGUGACAAUACUUAUGUCGUAAAAGUGAAAAUCGUUAGUGCUAAGGUUACUGACAGUGAAAAUAAUACUACAAUUUACAAUUAA